CUCCCACUCCCCAGCAGCCGCCAGCCCGCACACCCCUCCCUCGCGCGCUCAGGGUUUCGGAAUGGAAGCCGAGGCGGCGGCCAAGAGGACGCGGGACAGCGGGGAGGACGCCGCCGCGGCGGGGAUCUCCGCCGUCAUCCCGGGAUGGUUCUCCGAGAUCAGCCCCAUGUGGCCCGGUGAGGCGCACUCUUUGAAGGUGGACAAGGUGCUGUUCCAAGGGAAGUCAGACUACCAAAGCGUUAUGGUCUUUCAGUCCUCUACGUACGGGAAGGUGCUCGUCCUCGAUGGAGUUAUUCAGGUGACGGAGAGGGAUGAGUGUGCGUACCAAGAGAUGAUCACUCACCUGCCCCUUUGCUCCAUCAAAGACCCCAAGAAGGUGUUGGUUAUUGGAGGGGGUGACGGUGGUGUUCUGCGUGAGGUUUCACGGCAUUCCUCUGUGGAACAAAUUGACAUCUGUGAAAUUGACAAGAUGGUGGUAGAUGUCUCCAAACAAUUUUUCCCUCAUUUAGCUGUUGGAUUUGAAGACCCUCGUGUGUCAUUACACAUUGGAGAUGGGGUUGCCUUUUUGAAAAAUGCUCCAGAAGGUACUUAUGACGCAGUAAUUGUGGACUCAUCUGAUCCGAUAGGUCCUGCUCAAGAGCUUUUUGAGAAGCCUUUCUUCCAGUUGGUGGCCAGAGCUUUGCGUCCAGGUGGAGUUGUAUGCACCCAAGCAGAGAGCAUAUGGCUACAUAUGCACAUUAUUGAAGAUAUUGUUGUCAAUUGUCGACAAGUUUUCAAAGGCUCGGUUAACUAUGCUUGGACAACGGUGCCUACAUACCCUAGCGGAGUUAUUGGGUUCAUGCUUUGCUCCACCGAAGGGCCUGCUGUUGAUUUCCAGCACCCUGUUUUCAACAUCGAGGAGGAUGAGCAUCCUAUGAAAUCAAAGGGACCCCUUAAGUUCUACAACUCGGAGAUCCACACGGCAUCAUUCUGUUUGCCUUCUUUUGCAAAGAGGGUAAUCGAGUCAAAAGCGAACUAGAUGUGAAGGGUAUCUCCAAGGGCUAAGUACCUUAGGCGCGCAACACAGAAUUUGUUGUAGUGUGAAAAGCGGAUGCCUCCCUCCCUUUUCUCCCACUUUGAUGAAUAGUAUAAGCACAGGAGAUGAGAUGCAACAGUUAUCGGAGUUAUCGGUCUACAUGGUCCUGACCAGUCGUAUGUCUCGGCUGCCUGGUGCAGCUAUGAAAACGUUUUGCAAUAGCUUUUUUCGGCAGUCCUCA
Molecule: messenger RNA, 1256 nt
Organism: Zea mays
Lineage: Eukaryota; Viridiplantae; Streptophyta; Magnoliopsida; Poales; Poaceae
Exons: 9
Coding region: 62-1018 (318 amino acids)
Biological process (GO): spermidine biosynthetic process
Cellular component (GO): cytosol
Molecular function (GO): spermidine synthase activity
Source: RefSeq, marked validated